Messenger RNA from Uranotaenia lowii, 1854 nucleotides. RefSeq lists its product as uncharacterized. Lineage: Eukaryota; Metazoa; Arthropoda; Insecta; Diptera; Culicidae. The transcript is spliced from 3 exons. The annotation marks the transcript as partial. The record is from RefSeq and is a predicted model, not a curated record.
AUGCGUCCGUUACCAUUGUUAAUUUGCGCACUUGCGCUCACCACCACGACUCAAGCAGUCGUCAACAGUGAAGCACAACGCCGUGAAGCACCGAUAGCCGACUCGUACGGCCCACCUCCUUCAUCUCCCGAGUUCAGCUCGGCCGAAUUGCCAGCUCCAGUGUAUGGAGCCCCGGCCGUAGCUCACUAUCCACCACCUCCACCGGACAUUCCACCACCUGUCCAGGCACCGAUCAUUCCGCACAAAGAGUACGGCGUUCCGGUGCAAAACUUCGGUCCUCCGAAGAUCAACAUCGAAUACGGACCUCCUCAGCAGCACAAACCAAUCUUUCACCAACCCCCAAAACCUAUCUAUGGUCCACCUCCACAACAACAUCAUCACUCCCAUCCACCCCCACCACCACCUCCGAAGAAACAAUCCUCCUUCCUGGAGUCCCUGUUUUCGACCUUUGGUUUCGGAGGUGAAUCUGAGCAUCACCACGCCCCUCCACAACAUCACUAUGGACCUCCACCCAAACCCGUCUACGGUCCACCGGCUCCGAAACCAGUCUACGGCCCACCUUCCUUCCCACAGCAGGCUCCCCCAAAACCUAUCUAUGGUCCACCCAAACCCAUCUACGCCCCAGCCCCUAAACCCGUCUACGGACCACCUAAACCUAUUUUUGCAGCCCAACAGUCAUCAUCGUUUGGCCAUCAUGCCUCUGCUCACGUCCCACCAACUCCUCCAGAGAUCAAGUGUGACGGCUGGAAACCAAUCGCUGGCCCAGUUGGUCAGGCCAACCACGCCUCUCAUUCUAGCGGUGAACUCCAUGCUCCAGAAUCAUCCUACGGACCACCACCCAGUGGCGAUUUCUUGUCCAUCGCUGGAGCCGAAAUUGGUCAGCAACUCCCUCGCCUGGAACAUGGUCCGGCCUUCAACAGUGAUCUUCACGGUGGUCAAUCGCUGGAGCUGUCCAAGGGAAACAGCUUUGAGAUUCGUUCGAACCUCAUCUCUGACUCUUACGGCGCUCCUCCGGUAGAAUCCUUUGCACCAGGUGGCUAUAAGCCAUCGUUCGUUAAACCUCUACCCCCGCCUCCUCCAGCAUCUCCACCAUUGAAGAUCCAGUUGCCACCAUCUCCCAUCUACGGAGUCCCACACGGAUCAUCUCAUGGACCAUCGCAUCGCCCAGGAUCAUACCCAGGACUAGGAAUCUCCCACGGAACCAUCAGCGGCAACCUCAAGCCUUGGGCCGGGCACCUCGUCUUGCCUCCACGUCAACCGAUCGCCUAUCGACCCCCAGUCCCAGCAGGCCUCAUCGAAUCCAUCGGCCAAACCGUUGAGCACCUGGACCAGUUCGGCAACAAACCCCAUUACACCGGAGACGUUUAUCUGCCACCUCCAACCAGUGACGUCGCCACAGCCCAACCAUCCCUGGAACUGAACAUUCUCCCCUCCGAUCACCCUCCGAAACCAUUCCUGACCCAGCAUCAACUCUCGGAAUCGGCAGCCCAAAUUCAGCAGCCACGAUACCAGGAACAUCAAGAGGUGCUGCCUAUUGCCAACGAUUGUGGCCAUGGACCGGAACUAUCGCACAGUAGCGAGGGUCAUCAGCAGUCUUCGUACUUCAGCAGCUCGGCUUCCGGUACCGGUUCGUACUCCAGCGAUGUGUCCAAUAGCAUCGAUACCAGCUACGGGCCUCCGCCACCGUCGUCGAUCGGGGAGUAUCGAACAGGUAAGGGGUCCUUGACAAUCAAUCAUUGUGAUGGGUGGUUUACACUCCCUUAAAUUUUAUUACCUUCCGUCUGUUUUUAAUGGUUCGGAUUUUAACUAUUUAUGUAAAUGCAGACCCCGUUCGAACGGUUUUUUCUAUCAGUU